Pocillopora verrucosa is the source of this 1491-nucleotide messenger RNA. RefSeq lists its product as uncharacterized. NCBI's taxonomy places the organism in Eukaryota, Metazoa, Cnidaria, Anthozoa, Scleractinia, Pocilloporidae. Gene Ontology annotation, molecular function: dynein intermediate chain binding. The record is from RefSeq and is a predicted model, not a curated record. Gene Ontology annotation, biological process: microtubule-based movement. Gene Ontology annotation, cellular component: cytoplasmic dynein complex; cytoplasm.
UCCUUCAUUAUUGACAUUAACGCCUCGCGUUUUUCUCGUGAUUUGCCCGUGGUCUGUUGAGAGACCCUAGAGCUGUCUAAGGAUACGUUCAGUGGGAAUUUUCAUAGAGCAUCUCAGAGGAGAGAGCUGAAGCAUGGAGGAAGCAAACGGAUCUUGGUUUCCAAGAGAGAGGCAGCAUUCAAACCCGUUUCAUUUCACCUCCGGUCACGAAGCUACGCAGCGUACGAACAAUGCUACAAAUAUUUACAACGCUUCGCCUUUUCCAGAGAAAGAACCGAGAUUCUCACCCAAGCCAGGCAAAAGAGCAAGAAAACUGUCUUUAUUCUCGUUUCAUUUCAACUCCAAAUCUAAUUCGGAAGAAAAGGGAAGGCUAAGGCGUUCGUCUCAACCGGUGUUCAACCAAACUUCACCUCAAACUCUCCCGCCAGAUCCAAGUGACAUGUGGUUGACUUCUCUGACUAACAGUCGCCCUGGAUCGCAGAACAGCUUGGAUAGUUCGCCAUGUUCUUCGCGAAAAGACUCAGCAGUUCUCGGACCCGUGGAGAAAGAAAAUAUUGCAAUACAGGACAUAAUUCAAGAAACACUAAAAUUACAGUUUGACUGUGUUACAGAGUAUAACCGGGAUGAAUGUGAUCGCUUGGGAAAGAACGUCUGUCAGCUGGUGAAACGGCGCGUCGAAGCCAUGAAAGAGGCUACUAAAACACGCUGCAAAAUCGUGUCAGUCGUUUAUGUUGGCGCGGUAAGAGACUUUGGGAUGGAGGUAGCAUGUCAGGCGCUUCUGGAAGUAGACAAAGAUAAUUUUACAGUUGCAAGUUACAGAAACGGAAAAGUUUUUGCUGUGGGUGGCAUUAUAGUGAUUCCGUUAGAGAAACAGGCGUAGAGUUCAAAUAAUUUUUAAUGGAAAGAAAACAGACCAUACUAAUGUGAGAAGCUUAGAUAACAAGCGAUUGAAAAACAGUUGUUUUCACACAGGUAUUGUUGUGUUUUGAUAGCAUUGCAUCAGUGUUAUAUGAAGAUUGAAAUGAAAGCUAAUGAAAACAUUGUGUUGCUGGUUGGAGCCGGCGGCUGAAGCCGGCUAGCUCGGUAUGGUUCAUUAGUUAUGAUAAACACAGAUAACCCGCGGUCACAGGCCUAUUAGCAGAUGCUGGCAAAUUAUCAGGGGUUCACAGCUAUGAGCAAUUCGCAUAUAUAUUUGCAUCGCUAAAUAAAAACAUUACGGAUGAUGAGCUUCGCUUUAGCAACUUACAUUACAAAUUGGCACGCGGCGGGAGGUCUAGGGCGGAUAAUGAGACUCCACCCCAGCCCGCCCCAGCCCACCCUCUCCGAUCUAGUUUUUUACGCAAAAUUCGGGUCAAACAUGGAUUUCUGAAGAGUGUUUUGACGAUCUUUUAAGCUUUAUGUAAAUUGUGAUAAAUGGAUGGUCCUCUGGGCACCAUGAUGUCUGCAUCUGAUCCGACUUAACCUUAAAUGUCUUGAAUAAACAAUACAAAG